GUUCUUCACUCACUCACGUACCAUGCGUUACCUCUUAACAAAGACAAAUGCUGUCAGCACACCUCCCACCCCUCUAUUUAAAAGUAGUUAUUGUGCCCCUUGACUCCAUUGCUCAUCCCUUCUUCACUCUCACCGAUGAUUCCCGCUCCAACACACCAUCACCGUCGUCACAGAUCUUUCCUUUCGUUUAAAGCCAGCUGAAUCUUGGGUUUUUUCCUUUUAUUGGGUAGUUUUGUAACAUUGUUUGAGAAGAAGGUCAGAGGGAGAGAGAGAGAGAGAGAGAGAGAGAGAGAGGCGGAAGGAGGAUGAUGAAUGGAGUGAUAGAUGGAGAGUACUCAGACAUGGUUUGGAGAUGAAGGAGCGUCAGCGUUGGCAACCAGAAGAAGACGCACUACUGAGAGCCUACGUGAAGCAGUAUGGAGCCAAGGAAUGGAACCUCAUCUCCCACCGCAUGGGCAAGUCCCUUGACCGCGACCCCAAGUCUUGCCUCGAGCGCUGGAAGAACUACCUCAAGCCCGGCAUCAAGAAGGGUUCUCUCACCCUAGAGGAGCAGAACUUGGUCAUUUCUCUUCAGGCCAAGUACGGCAACAAGUGGAAGAAGAUCGCCUCUGAAGUCCCCGGCCGUACUGCCAAGCGUCUCGGCAAGUGGUGGGAAGUUUUCAAGGAAAAGCAGCUCAAGCAGCUCCACAAGACCACCCAUCUCCGCCACGACCACUCUGACUCCCCCUCCUCCAACGCCGUCGCCGCGGCCUCCGCUUCCUCCCCAGACCACGGUAAAUACGACCACAUCUUGGAGACUUUCGCUGAGAAGUACGUUCAGCCCAAGCUGCUAGCCUUUCAGCCUCUUCCUCUGCCCAUAAUGCCCAACCUCUCCCUCUCCGACCCACCUCCGGUGCUCUCUCUCGGCUCCGUCGGUAUCUCGGAUGCCGGCGUGCCUGUGGGUUCAACUACGCCCUCCCCAGUCCUCCCUGCGUGGAUGAACGCCACAAACAUGGGUUCAACGACGUCAUCUAUAUCCUCCUCCUCCUCCACGCCUUCUCCUUCGGUGAGCCUCUCCUUGUCCCCCUCGGAACCGGCCGUCCUGGACCCGGUCCAUCCAGAGGCGUCCCGGCUGAUGCCGGUCCAACAAAUGGGGACCCUGAUACAGUACUGCAAAGAGCUAGAGGAAGGAAGGCAGAACUGGGUGCAACACAAGAAGGAAGCGACAUGGAGGCUGAGCCGAUUAGAGCAACAACUGGAGUCCGAGAAGUCGAGAAAAAGGAGAGAGAAAAUGGAGGAGAUAGAAGGAAAGAUAAGGUGUCUGAGAGAGGAAGAGAUGGCGCAUCUGGGGAGGAUUGAGAGCGAGUACAGAGAGCAGCUGAUUGCAGUGCAGAGAGACGCCGAAAGCAAAGAAGCCAAGCUAAUGGAAACAUGGUGCAGCAAGCAUGUGAAGCUGGCAAAGCUUGUGGAGAAAAUUGGAAUCCACACUCCCACUCAGGCCUUCACCCUACCAAAAGAUUUGCACUAAACCCUAAACCCCUUCCAAUCCCCAUCGUCCAUUAUCUCUCAACCCCUCAUUCCCUUCUUACAUAUUAAAUGUAUGAUUGUUGGUUUAAUUAUGAUCUGCUUCUGCAACUGCUACUGCUACCUCUACCUCUACCUCUACCUCCCUCCGCAUCAUAAUUUUUCAAUAACAUUGAUGUGUUUUUUUGUUUCCGAUGAAUGAUUUUUAAGUAGAUGAA
Messenger RNA from Vitis riparia (riverbank grape), 1721 nucleotides. Its product is annotated as transcription factor AS1-like. The record is from RefSeq and is a predicted model, not a curated record. The transcript has a single exon. The coding region runs from base 353 to 1507 and encodes 384 amino acids. NCBI's taxonomy places the organism in Eukaryota, Viridiplantae, Streptophyta, Magnoliopsida, Vitales, Vitaceae.